This is a messenger RNA of Fusarium oxysporum Fo47, 1701 nucleotides long. Its product is annotated as DHS-like NAD/FAD-binding domain-containing protein. Gene Ontology annotation, molecular function: NAD+ binding; histone deacetylase activity, NAD-dependent. Bases 153 to 1466 code for a protein of 437 amino acids. Lineage: Eukaryota; Fungi; Ascomycota; Sordariomycetes; Hypocreales; Nectriaceae. The record is from RefSeq and is a predicted model, not a curated record. The transcript is spliced from 2 exons.
GCCUACUCCCACCCUGCAUUCUGCAUGCAUGCGCAAUCAGCAUCACUAGAGGAAGCAGCAUUAUUUUUGCUUUCAUUGCCGUCAAAAUAGGUCGAAGACGCAAAAACAAGAAUAAGCCUGGACCGCGUGGCUCUCGCUGGUUUAAUCGCAAAAUGGGCCAGGAAGAGUCCUCUAUGAGUUAUGGCGGCCCGCCCGUAACACUCACUGAGCGGAGCCUUGAUGCUGUCGCCGAGUAUAUCAAGACGGGUCGGAGCAAGCGAAUUGUUGUCUUGACUGGCGCUGGUAUCUCCACUGCUGCUGGAAUCCCCGACUUUCGAUCGCCCGGAACAGGUCUUUAUGCCAACCUUGCCCGCCUCAAUCUGCCUUACGCCGAAGCCGUAUUCGACAUCUCUUACUUUCGCAACCACCCCGAGCCCUUCUAUGUUCUAGCGAACGAACUAUAUCCAGGGAAAUUCUCUCCGACCGUCUCGCAUGCCUUCAUCGCCCUCCUCGCCCGCAAGGGUCUUCUCCAGAUGCUCUUCACGCAGAACAUCGAUUGCCUUGAGCGCGUAGCUGGAGUACCUUCGGACAAGAUUAUUGAAGCCCAUGGAAGCUUUGCGACACAGCGCUGCAUCGAGUGCAAGGAGGAAUACCCGGAUGAGAAGAUGAAGGAGCACGUCUUUGGAGGCAAGGUUCCUCAUUGCGACAAGGAGGGGUGCAAGGGACUUGUCAAGCCAGAUAUUGUCUUCUUUGGCGAGGCUCUGCCCAAGGCAUUCGACAACAAUACGUAUCAAGUAGCCAUGGCCGACCUAGUUUUGAUCGUGGGUACCAGUCUCACCGUUUACCCCUUCGCUGCUCUCCCAGGCAUGGCGCAAGAGGGCAAGCCCCGUGUGCUUUUCAACAUGGAAAAGGUGGGCCAAAUCGGAACCCGAUCUGAUGAUGUGAUGGAGCUCGGCGAUUGCGAUGCCGGUAUUCGCAAGCUUGCUAAUGCGCUUGGUUGGCGAGACGAGCUUGAGAAGCUCUGGAGACAGACCGUGGGCGAUGCUGAGGCAGAUCGACAGCUCGGCGGUAGAGAGAAGGAUGAUGUACAGGAUGAGGUUGAGCGCUUGGCCGCCGAAGUUGGUGCUGUCGUUAUUGACGAGAGUGACGAAGGCGUGCCAUUGGAAAAAGAGCCCACGAAGCAUAAGGAUGGUCCCACUGUUUCGGAAAAGUCAAAGGACGACGACAAGCAACGAGAACCAGAAACAGCUACAGCUACUACAGAUCUGGAAAUUGAUACCAAGGAGUCGCCCAAGACUCAACAACCUAAACUAGAUCGAGCCCAAGUUGAGCAGCUCGAAGCCGAAGCAAGCAAGACAGAGUCUUCAGUCACAGAGCCGCCUAAGCCACAAACCCCCGAAGAAGAGCCACCAAAGGCAGAGACAUCAAAGGCAGAGCCUACAAAAGAAGGAACUGUACCAGCAGCUCUCAGCAACGAGGAGAAGUAGUUACUCAUUAAGUACUAUGAGUACAGAUGGGGCGUUCCAACACUUCAAGGUGUACGAAAAUGGGGUCGGUGUAAAAGGUUGCAACUUCCUGCUCAUUAUACACUGAUGGUAGAUGAUUAGAUGAGUUUCUUUAUGUUGAUCACGAUGAAAUGCAAUAGGGUACGGUUACAUAGAUAGUCCACAUUGACUAGAUCAAUGCGAGAGUCAGUCUAAUGAAAGAAUUGGUUUAUCAUUA